AUGUCUUUUUUGUCAUUCGAAUACAUAGCCGUUUCUAUAACUUAUCAUCUUUACACAUUUCUACGUCAUUAUUACACACACGCAUACGUACAUAUCUCAUGUCCACUUUAUAUCACACACAUCUUCCUGUCUCUGUUUGACACGCACUUUCUAUCGAUUUCUCUUCCCUACCGUCUUCUCUAUCUUCCUUUCCUAGAAAUAUAUUUGUUUCUUUCAAUAAAACAAGCUUCUCUCUUCUUACACAUUCUCAAGAAUUUUCUCUAUCUUUCAUACGCAUUUUUCCCUUCCUCUACAAUCAACGUCAAUCUUUCUCUCUCUCUCCCUCUUUUCCAGACACCUUUCUUUCUCUCUCUCUCUUCCAGACGCCUUUCUUUCUCCCUCUCUCCCUCUCUUUCAGACGUCUUUCUUUCUCCCUCUCUCCCUCUCUUUCAGACGCCUUUCUUUCUCUCUCUCUCUUUCAGACGCCUUUCUUUCUCUCUCUCUCCCUCUCUUCCAGACGCCUUUCUCUCUUUCUCUUCCAGACGCCUUUCUUUCUCUCUCUCACCAUCUCUUCCAGACGCCUUUCUUUCUUUCUUUCUUUCUUUCUUUCUUUCUUUCUUUCUUUCUUUCUUUCUUUCAGACACGCCUUUCUUUCUUUCUUUCUUUCUUUCUUUCUCCCUCUCUUCCAGACGCUUUCUUUCUUUCUCUCUCUCUCUGUUCAGACGCCUUUUUUCUCUCUCUCUUUCAGACGCCUUUCUUUCUCUCUCUCUCUUUCAGACGCCUUUCUUUCUCUCUCUCUCUUUCAGGCGCCUUUCUUUCUCUCUCUCUCUUUCAGACGCCUUUCUUUCUCUCUCUCUCUCCAUCUCUUCCAGACGCCUUUCUUUCUUUCUUUCUUUCUUUCUUUCUUUCUUUCUUUCUUUCUUUUUUCUUUCUUUCAGACGCCUUUCUUUCUCUCUCUCUCUCUCUUCCAGACGCCUUUCUUUUUCUCUCUCUCCCACUCUCUUUCAGACGCCUUUCUCUCUCUCCCUCUCUUCCAGACGCCUUUCUUUCUCUCUCCCUCUCUUCCAGACGCCAUUCUCUCUCUCUCCCUCUCUUCCAGACGCCUUUUUUUCUCUCUCUUUCCCUCUCUUCCAGACGCCUUUCUUUCUCUCUCCCUCUCUUCCAGACGCCUUUCUUUCUUUCUUUCCUUUUUCUUCUCUCUCUCCCUCUCUUCCAGACGCCUUUCUUUUUUCUCUCUCUCCCUCUCUUCCAGACUCUUUCUUUUUUCUUUCUCUCUUCCAGACGCCUUUCUUUCUUUCUUUCUUUCUUUCUUUCUUUCUUUCUUUCUUUUCUUUCUUUCUUUCCAGACGCCUUUCUUUCUUUCUCUCUCUCCUCUCUUCCAUGCGUCUUUCUAUCUCUCCUCUCUUCCAUUUCUCUAUCUGUCUCUCCCCACCCCACGCCUUUCUUUCUCUCUCUCGCCUUCCAGACGCCUUUCUUUCUCUUUCCUACUCCCUUUUCUUUUAUAUAGUCGCCUUCUUUUUCUUAUAUCUUCUACAUCUUUCCGUUUUUCUAAUGGACAUAUCCCUUUCUAUUGCUUUUCUUUGUACAUUUUCUGUUUUUCGUUAUUGA
Acanthosepion pharaonis is the source of this 1587-nucleotide messenger RNA. The record is from the annotation of a GenBank genome assembly. Lineage: Eukaryota; Metazoa; Mollusca; Cephalopoda; Sepiida; Sepiidae.